UCGAGCUGUUGAUGAAACAAAAUGUCCCCUUUUUCAAAUGAUCGAUAUUAAGUGGGUCGGCACAUUGUGUUCUAAAAGAAGAUUUCAUGUUUGUCAGUCAGAUGCAAAUAACAUCAUCUUUUACCAAGACAUGGAACUGUAUUUCAAUCAUUUGACGUUGAGAAAUUACACGGAGAGCGUGAGAAUGUGCGAAGAAAGAGGAGCGGAGUUAGUUACAAUAAAAGACUCUCAAAUGAACGAGGUUAUCGUACGAGAGCUCGACACAGGGCGAGCCAGUCCACCUGAUCCCCAAAAUCAGCGGUAUUUCAUUGGCUUGAACGAUAUCAAGAAUGAACAGAAAUGGGUUUGGUCAGAUGGCACAACAGCAACUUAUACCAACUGGUAUAGAGGGGGAUGGACAGAACCAACCAACCCUACAAACAGAGAAGAAGAUUGUGUAAUUACGCUGGAAAACAAGUAUGCCAGGAAGUGGGCUGAUGUUUCUUGUAGUACGAAGUAUCCCAGCAUUUGUCAAAAAAAACUUGUAUUCAACGUUAGAGGAAAUUGCAAAUACCAUAUCAGUCACUUGGACAAGAGAACUUACUACGACGCUCAGUCAUAUUGCUUCAGAAUGAAUAAUACUGCAACGCUUGCAAUGAUCAAAACAGAAGAAAUUCAUGAAUACAUAGAAGAAGCGAUUAAAACAAGAUUUGGUUCAGUCAAUAAUAUGACUUUCUGGGUCGGUGCGAAGAAAGAUAACAGUGAUUUCUGGAGAUACAUUGACGGCGAGCCAUUCUCUACUGGUGGAUUUGAAAAAUGGGCAAAUAGUCAACCGGAAUCUGGGAACAAAUUAUAUCUCAAUACUAGUGUUGAAGAAUCAAACACAGAUCUGCUUUGGUUUUCCGGAACAAAUGACGAUAAAAAAGGUUUUAUCUGCGAAUUACCAGUCAUUGAUCCUUGUCACUCAACACCAUGUAAGAAUGGAGGAAGUUGUAGAAGUACCAUUGGGUGUCAGGUGGAAUGUAGUUGUGAUAACGGAUACAGCGGGACAUAUUGUGAUCGCGGUAAGAAAUCUGUUUGA
This is a messenger RNA of Styela clava, 1060 nucleotides long. The record is from RefSeq and is a predicted model, not a curated record. Lineage: Eukaryota; Metazoa; Chordata; Ascidiacea; Stolidobranchia; Styelidae.